AUGCCCCUCUGUCAUCCGAAGUCAGAGGAUGUGCCCCUCUGUCAUCCGAAGCCAGAGGAUGCGCCCCUCUGUCCAAACCAAAGGAUGCGCCUCUAUCAAUCGAAGCCAGAGGAUGUUUUUUUGUCAGUCAAGCCAGAGGAUGCUCCUCUGUCAUCCGAAGCCAGAGGAUGCGCCCCUUUCACUCCAAGCCAAAGGUUGUGCCCCUAUCAAUCAAAGCCAGAGGGUGCGCCCGUGACAGUUCAAGCCAGAGGAUGCGACUUUCAGUCCAAGCCAGAAGAUGCCCCUCUGUCAUCAAUCAAAACCAGAAGAUGUUCGUGUCAUUCAAGCCAGAAGAUGCCCUCUGUCAUCCGGAAGCCAGAAGAUGCCCCUCUGUCAUCCGAAGCCAGAAGAUGCCCCUCUGUCAUCCGAAGCCAGAAGAUGCCCCUCUGUCAUCCGAAGCCAGAAGAUGCCCCUCUGUCAUCCGAAGCCAGAAGAUGCCCCUCUGUCAUCCGAAGCCAGAGGAUGCGCCCCUUUCACUCCAAGCCAAAGGUUGCACCCCUAUCAAUCAAAGCCAGAGGGUGCGCUCGUGACAGUUCAAGCCAGAGGAUGCGACUCUGUCAGUCCAAGCCAGAAGAUGCGCCCAUGUUAAACCAAGCUAGAUGA
Messenger RNA from Acanthosepion pharaonis, 642 nucleotides. The record is from the annotation of a GenBank genome assembly. Lineage: Eukaryota; Metazoa; Mollusca; Cephalopoda; Sepiida; Sepiidae.